AUGUUGCGGCAGCAGCAGCAGCAGAAGCAGCAGCAGCAGCCCUUGUACGAGCUGGUGGGCUACAGGCAGCCCCACUCCGCCUUGCUUCCAAAGCAGACUCACGACAGGCCGGACUUCGCUCCGGAGCAGCCCCACAGAGCCGGGGCCAUCAAGGCAAGCGGCCACCCGGCCACGGCCACGAGCGAUCCGAAGAGCGAGCAGCAGCAGCUGCGCAGGAAGAUCAACAGCCGCGAGAGGAAGCGGAUGCAGGACCUCAACCUGGCUAUGGACGCCCUGCGGGAGGUGAUCCUGCCCUACUCUGCGGCGCACUGCCAGAGCUCGCCCGGGCGGAAGCUCUCCAAGAUCGCCACGCUGCUCUUGGCCAGGAAUUACAUCCUCUUGCUGGGCAGCUCGUUGCAAGAGCUGCGCCGGAUCAUCGGGGAAAUGAGCGGCUCCACCGGACCCCGGCUGCUGCUGGCCGGCCUCCCCCUCUUCGCCGCGGGCCCGGGCCCGGUGCUCCUGACGCCGGCGGGGAACGUCAGCCACCACCAUCACCACCACCACCACCCGCCGCCGCCGCCGGACAGCCUGCGAGCGGGCGCCGGCAAAUUCCUCUCGGUGGCCCUGGAGGAGCAGGCGUGCGGCCCGGCGGGCCUGCCGCCCGGCGGCGCCAGCCUCUGCACGUGCGCCAUUUGCAAGUUCCCCCACUUGGUUCCCUCCGGCUUCGGCUUAGCUGCAGUGCAGGCGCAGUUCUCCAAGUGA
This is a messenger RNA of Elgaria multicarinata webbii, 741 nucleotides long. It is a transcript of the gene OLIG1, whose product is annotated as oligodendrocyte transcription factor 1. NCBI's taxonomy places the organism in Eukaryota, Metazoa, Chordata, Lepidosauria, Squamata, Anguidae. The record is from RefSeq and is a predicted model, not a curated record. Gene Ontology annotation, biological process: positive regulation of transcription by RNA polymerase II; axon development; sensory organ development. Gene Ontology annotation, cellular component: nucleus. The coding region runs from base 1 to 741 and encodes 246 amino acids. The transcript has a single exon. Gene Ontology annotation, molecular function: DNA-binding transcription factor activity, RNA polymerase II-specific; protein dimerization activity; E-box binding.